CAUAGGAAAUCGCUCACGUGCGCGUCCUGCCCUACGGUGCAUUUUAAAAAGAAAAGCACAUCUGCUCUAGGUUUUACUAGUUUUAACUUAUAAACUACUCAUAUACUUUUGUCAAAAUGAGCUCACAGAUCACGUGCGUCGGGUGGGUGAAACGUGGCGUUGCCAAGGAAACACCAGACAAGGUUGAGUUGAGCCAAGAGGAGCUUCAUCGYAUCAUUACUGAGGCGAAAGAAGAGUUGGGAGAAGUGGCUGAUGAGGAUGGGGAAGAUGAUGAUGAGGGUGUGCAUCUUGAGCAGAAUCCCAGCAGCGAGUCRGCUGAUGUUGACUCUAAUCCGAGGGAUGAGAAUGACGGAGAGGAGGAGGAUGAACUAGCCGAGUACGGCCUGGAUAAAUAUGAUGAAGAAGACACAGUGGCCAGUAAUCUUGGUGACAGUCUGGCCGGGCUCACAGUGUUCAGCUCGAAUGAGGAGGAUCCCUACAUCACCAUUAAAGACACAGAUCAAUAUGAGCGAGACGACUUCCAACUCAAACCCACUGACAACUUCAUCCUGGCAGGAAAAACAGAAAAGGAUUGCUGCAGUUUAGAAGUUUAUGUUUACAACUCUGAUGAAGACUCUCUGUAUGUUCAUCACGACAUUCUGCUGCCAGCUUAUCCGCUGUGUGUGGAGUGGUUGAACUUUGACCCCAACCCUGAGGAAGGAGCAGCUAACUACGUCGCGGUGGGCAACAUGACCCCUCAGAUCGAUGUGUGGGAUCUGGACGUGGUGGACUGUUUAGAGCCGGUCUUCUCCCUGGGGAGCAAAAAGGCCUCCAAGAAGAAAAAGAAGAGCAAGAAGGCUGCAGCUGCAGAACCYGAAGAGGGACACACGGACGCAGUGCUGGAUUUAUCCUGGAACAAGCUGGUCAGGAACGUGUUAGCCAGUGGAUCAGCAGAUGACACGGUCAUCUUGUGGGAUCUGUCUCAAUGCAAACCAGCUACAACUCUGCGCAGGCAUACAGAUAAGGUUCAGACACUAGCGUUCCAUCCUUUUGAGGCACAGACUUUAAUAUCAGGGUCUUAUGACAAGACAGUCGUGCUUUACGACUGCCGUAGUCCAGACACCAGCUACCGGACCUGGAGGUUUAGCGGUCAAGUGGAGCGUGUAGUCUGGAACCACUUUUCACCCUGCAACUUCCUGGCCAGCACAGAAGAUGGUUUUGUCUAUUGUCUUGAUGCCCGAUCUGAUAAGCCGGUGUUCACACUGAGAGCACACGAUGAAGAAGUGUCAGGUUUGGACCUCAGCAGCCAGGUUAAAGGAUGCCUCGUCACCUCAUCAGCUGACAAACACGUUAAGAUUUGGGACAUUUUAGGCAACAAACCCAACCUGGUGCACUCUCGAGAUAUGAAAAUGGGGGUGCUGUUUUGUGCUUCAUGUUGCCCUGACCUGCCCUUUGUCUACGCCUUCGGAGGACAGAAAGAUGGCUUGAGAGUUUGGGAUAUAAGUGACGUUGCAGCAGUGACGGAGGUGUUUGGGAGUCGAGAGYGUUUGGUAGCGACUACAGGAUCACAGGCCUCCAGCAGUGCAGCCUCAGCAGACAUGGAAGUCUCCUAGUGAUGCUCCGGAUGCAACAGCAGCUUGUAAAUCCAAACAAACUGAGCUACUGUGGAAACUCCUUCAGUUUCCUGGUUCUGUCUCUGUGGGUCACAAGAAGAGGACAUGAAUAAAUCAAACCUCACUUAAUAYGUAGAAACUCUGACCAACGGCUUUAAAAUGGAUCUAAAGAGAUGGUUAACAAAUAAAACUCUGGACAUUCAAGGUGUGGGGGAAAAAAAAGAAAAUGUUUCUUUUAACAUUCACAUUUGUGAAUUAGUGWAUGGUUUUUCAGGAAGAAGUGCAAGUGUAAAUAGUUUAUUUUCAUUUGACAAAUAUAAAAUUAACCACAUUAAAUCAGAAUUUAUUACUGUUGUAAUAUUUCUAAUAGUAAAAGGAAAAUAAAACUCAUAAUUAUGGCAAUCUAGACACUCUGUAGACAAGCAUUGUCUCUGUCUCAAACCUAUACAUGAUCUGAAGUGCUCCCAUUAAACUGCUCUAAAUUAAAAUGAUUGUGUUUUAAUGUAAACAAA
Molecule: messenger RNA, 2104 nt
Organism: Austrofundulus limnaeus
Lineage: Eukaryota; Metazoa; Chordata; Actinopteri; Cyprinodontiformes; Rivulidae
Gene: pwp1
Product: PWP1 homolog, endonuclein
Exons: 15
Coding region: 117-1592 (491 amino acids)
Biological process (GO): rRNA processing
Cellular component (GO): nucleus
Molecular function (GO): protein binding
Source: RefSeq, a predicted model, not a curated record